Messenger RNA from Hyaena hyaena (striped hyena), 2017 nucleotides. RefSeq names its product Meis homeobox 3 (gene MEIS3). Bases 273 to 1589 code for a protein of 438 amino acids. Gene Ontology annotation, biological process: animal organ morphogenesis; embryonic pattern specification; positive regulation of transcription by RNA polymerase II. The transcript has 12 exons. The record is from RefSeq and is a predicted model, not a curated record. Gene Ontology annotation, molecular function: DNA-binding transcription activator activity, RNA polymerase II-specific; RNA polymerase II cis-regulatory region sequence-specific DNA binding. NCBI's taxonomy places the organism in Eukaryota, Metazoa, Chordata, Mammalia, Carnivora, Hyaenidae.
CCUCCCGCCCCACUCACCCCUUCCCCCCACCGGCAUGAGCCGCUCGCCGUGACCCCCGCGGUGGGGAGGGCGCCGGGGGUCCAUGCUCGCAGCCUCCGCGCUGCCGGGUGCCGGCCACUGACGGCGGUGGGGGUGGGGGGGCCGGGCCCCCGGCCUCCUGCCCCACCCCCUGGCGUCGGCACCGCGGCCCGUCGGGGGCCGCUGCCCCGGGCUGCGCCCGCCCCGCCGGCCAGGCCCUGGAGGGACCCAGGAGCUGCCGCCGGCGUCAGCCCAUGGCCCGGAGGUACGAUGAGCUGCCUCACUACCCAGGCAUCGUGGAUGGCCCUGCAACCCUGGCUGGCUUCUCGGAGGCAGUGCCCUCGGCACCGAGAGCCCCCGGGCCCUAUGGCCCACACCGGCCUCCCCAACCACAGCCCCCCGGCUUGGACAGUGACGGCCUGAGGAGGGAGAAGGAUGAGAUCUAUGGACACCCGCUCUUCCCGCUGCUGGCCCUGGUCUUUGAGAAAUGUGAGCUGGCCACGUGCUCGCCCCGUGAUGGGGCCGGGGCUGGGCUGGGCACACCUCCAGGCGGUGACGUAUGCUCCUCUGACUCCUUCAACGAGGACAUCGCUGCCUUUGCUAAGCAGGUCAGCUCUGAGAGGCCCCUCUUCUCCUCCAACCCGGAGCUGGACAAUCUGAUGAUCCAGGCCAUCCAGGUGCUCCGGUUCCACCUGCUGGAGCUAGAGAAGGUGAGUGCUUCUCACUUCCCCUCACACCCUCGCUUGCCCCCCCAUCCCUGCUCUUCUCGCCCCCUCCACCCCUCCUUCAGGCUCUCUGCCCACUGGAGUUGGAGCAGAAUGCUCCCCCAUCCCUGUACACCCCAGCCCUGGCCCCCGGGUGGCCCCCCCAGUACCCCGGUGCCCCCUCAGGUCCACGACCUGUGCGACAACUUCUGUCACCGCUACAUCACCUGCCUCAAGGGAAAGAUGCCCAUCGACUUGGUCAUCGAGGAUCGGGAUGGCGGCUGCAGGGAAGAUCUCGAGGACUACCCGGCGUCCUGCCCCAGCCUCCCGGAUCAGAAUAAUACUUGGAUUAGAGACCAUGAGGACAGUGGGUCUGUACAUUUGGGGACCCCCGGUCCAUCCAGUGGGGGCCUGGCCUCCCAGAGUGGGGACAACUCCAGUGACCAAGGAGACGGACUAGACACAAGCAUGGCCUCUCCAAGUUCUGGGGGCGAGGACGAGGAGCUGGACCAGGAGCGACGGCGUAAUAAGAAGAGGGGGAUAUUCCCCAAGGUGGCGACCAACAUCAUGAGAGCCUGGUUGUUUCAGCACCUCUCGCACCCAUACCCCUCGGAGGAGCAGAAGAAACAGCUGGCGCAGGACACGGGGCUCACCAUCUUGCAAGUCAACAACUGGUUCAUUAACGCCCGCAGACGCAUCGUGCAACCAAUGAUCGAUCAGUCCAACCGCACAGGGCAGAGUGCAGCCUUCAGCACAGAGGGCCAGCCCAUCGGGGGCUACACGGAAGCUCAGCCACAUAUGACUGUCAGGCCUCCAGGGUCGAUGGGGAUGAGUUUGAACUUAGAAGGAGAGUGGCAUUAUCUAUAGAUUCAGGACAAGUACCCCAGCCUCCGGACUGUGACCGCCAGGCUCACACCUGGUUUCGGUCCCUGCCUGGCCCCCUGACUUCAGGACCCCGCCUCCUAAGGCCCCCAAUGCAAUGCCUACCUCCCUGGGGCUCCGCCGGGAUAUGGGGGCCUGAGUGCCCACUUGAGGGGCUCUCAAGGACAAAGACAAGGCCCCCAGGCCCUGCGCCCCACAUCUGCCCUCACCUCUGCCUCAAACCCAAGCUGCGAUCCUGGGCCUGGGUCUUCAGAAGGUGGUGGUUGGGGGUCCCCAGCCUCCAGGCUAGGGAAGGGACUGGAGGUGGGCUGGGGCUGUCAGGGAAGGAGGGUCAGCUGGAUCCGACUUUUGGGAGAGGUCCCCUCACCCUCCAGCCCACUCCCCACUUCUCUCCCCUACCUCCCUUCACUGAU